Messenger RNA from Rhizopus microsporus ATCC 52813, 1035 nucleotides. Its product is annotated as putative mitochondrial amino acid transporter ARG-13. Gene Ontology annotation, molecular function: L-ornithine transmembrane transporter activity. The coding region runs from base 1 to 1035 and encodes 344 amino acids. The transcript is spliced from 4 exons. The record is from RefSeq and is a predicted model, not a curated record. NCBI's taxonomy places the organism in Eukaryota, Fungi, Mucoromycota, Mucoromycetes, Mucorales, Rhizopodaceae. Gene Ontology annotation, biological process: mitochondrial L-ornithine transmembrane transport.
AUGGAAGAGAAGCAGUCUACAACCCAUAAUGUCAUCCUAUUAAAGGAAAACAACCUGUUUAUACCAAAAAUAGAGCAAAAAUCCAAUUUACGAAAGCAGGUUGACGAUCUUAUCUUUGGUUCGAUAGCUGGUAUGGUUGGCAAAUUUGUAGAAUAUCCAUUUGAUACGAUCAAGGUCAGGCUACAGACACAACCUGUCAACAAGCCUUUCUACUCAGGGCCAUGGGACUGCUUCAAAGCUACAAUGAAGCAAGAAGGUAUCCGAGGAUUAUUUACAGGCAUGUCGUCACCAUUAGUUGGGUCAAUGAUCGAAAAUGCGGCAUUAUUUGUAGGCUAUCGACAGAUACAAAGACUGAUAAGGGAGUACUCACUGAACGCAGAAGAGUUGGAUAAACUAAAGAAUAUACCUGAAGAAGACUUACCACCCUUAAAAAUGAGCCAAUUAGUUUUAGCAGGUGCUGCCUCUGGUGCAAUCGCAUCUUUUGUCUUAACACCAGUAGAAUUGAUCAAAUGUAAAUUACAAGUCCAGAUUGGAACAAAUGCCUCUGCCAGCGCUCAUCAAUUUACCGGACCAUUUCACGUUAUACAACACGUUGUUAGAACACACGGCAUCUCAGGAUUUUAUAGAGGCUUUUUAGCCACUUUAUUACGAGAAUCAGGAGGCGGCGCUUUCUGGUUUGGUACUUAUGAAUUUGCUUGUGCACAGUUUAUAAAAAGACGACAAGCAGUGACAGACGAAGCCUUCCUCAAGAAGGAUUUAUCGCCCACAGAGUUGAUGGCCAGUGGUGCACUAGGCGGUAUGGCAUACAAUCUAUCGCUUUUUCCAGUUGAUGUUAUCAAAUCGCAAAUGCAAACAGACGAGCAACUAUUAGCUUCUUGUCAGCGAUCAUUUACUCAGACAGCUAAAGAACUCUACUCAAUGGGAGGCUACAGAGCAUUCUAUAGAGGCUGUGGUAUCACAGUUGCUCGUAGUGCUCCAACAUCAGCUAUCAUUUUCCUAACCUAUGAACUUCUUAACCGACAAUUUGGAAGCUAA